AAGAAAUACUAGUAUAAUCAAAACCUCAUGCACAAGUCGACAAUUUUUUAAGCUUCAAAGAAGGAAUGCAAGUGGUGGCCACGGAGAUCAUGGUCAUCACGAGCCUGAAUGGAACGAACCUUCUGGUUAUUUGUUUGGCGAGAAGCCACUCCCACCAGGUCAAAAACGUGUAAAAGAAGAUUGGGAAAAUAUUUGGUAUUUUGGAAUGGGAGGAUGUCUUCUACUAGGUAUUGUUAUUGCCAUAUAUAAACCCGAUACCAGUAUACAAUCCUGGGCUUUGAAAGAAGCUGAAAAACGAUUAAAGGAACGUAAUGUCUCUCUAGACUAUCCUAAAACCGAAAGGAAGUG
Messenger RNA from Acaulospora morrowiae, 348 nucleotides. NCBI's taxonomy places the organism in Eukaryota, Fungi, Glomeromycota, Glomeromycetes, Diversisporales, Acaulosporaceae. The record is from the annotation of a GenBank genome assembly.